Messenger RNA from Phyllostomus discolor (pale spear-nosed bat), 4257 nucleotides. RefSeq names its product MORC family CW-type zinc finger 3 (gene MORC3). The transcript has 17 exons. The record is from RefSeq and is a predicted model, not a curated record. The coding region runs from base 114 to 2930 and encodes 938 amino acids. Gene Ontology annotation, cellular component: PML body; nucleus. Gene Ontology annotation, molecular function: ATP hydrolysis activity; zinc ion binding. Lineage: Eukaryota; Metazoa; Chordata; Mammalia; Chiroptera; Phyllostomidae.
CGCGCCACGCCCCGGAAGUGGGCGGGGCCUCGCGGUCACCACAACAGUCCCCGCGGGCCCCCUCCCGGUCGUGCUGCGACAGAGGCCGGUCCUGGCUUUGUAGCUUGCUCAAGAUGGCGACGCAGCCACCCAGCGGGAUCCGCCUCAGCGCGCUUUGCCCGAAGUUUUUACAUACAAAUUCUACUAGUCACACGUGGCCAUUCAGUGCAGUUGCUGAAUUAAUAGAUAAUGCAUAUGAUCCUGACGUGAAUGCUAAGCAGAUAUGGAUUGACAAAACCGUGAUAAACAACCACAUAUGCCUGACGUUCACUGAUAAUGGGAAUGGCAUGACUUCAGAUAAGUUGCACAAAAUGCUAAGCUUCGGCUUCAGUGACAAAGUCACCAUGAACGGUCACGUCCCAGUCGGACUGUACGGGAACGGCUUCAAGUCGGGCUCUAUGCGUUUGGGGAAGGAUGCCAUUGUCUUCACCAAAAACGGGGAGACCAUGAGUGUGGGCUUCUUGUCGCAGACCUACUUGGAAGCCAUAAAAGCAGAACAUGUCAUCGUCCCGAUAGUGGCAUUCAGCAAGCACCGACAGAUGAUUAAUUUAGCGGAGUCGGAAGCAAGCCUUGCUGCAAUUCUGGAAUACUCUCUGUUUUCUACGGAACAGAGUUUGCUAGCAGAACUGGAUGCAAUCAUGGGUAAGAAGGGGACGAGGAUCAUCAUUUGGAAUCUUAGAAGCUACAAAGGGGCAACAGAGUUUGAUUUUGAUAAGGAUAAAUAUGACAUCAGAAUCCCAGAAGACUUAGAUGAGACGACAGGGAGGAAGGGGUACAAGAAGCAGGAGAGAAUGGACCAGAUCGCCCCGGAGAGCGACUACUCCCUGCGGGCUUAUUGCAGUAUAUUGUAUCUAAAGCCAAGAAUGCAGAUCAUCUUGCGUGGACAGAAAGUGAAGACGCAGCUGGUUUCAAAGAGUCUUGCUUACAUCGAACAUGAUGUUUAUCGACCCAAGUUUUUAACUAAAACAGUGAGAAUUACUUUUGGAUUCAACUGCAGAAAUAAAGAUCAUUAUGGGAUAAUGAUGUAUCACAGAAAUAGACUCAUCAAAGCUUAUGAAAAAGUUGGAUAUCAGUUAAAGGCGAACAACAUGGGCGUCGGAGUGGUGGGGAUCAUAGAGUGCAAUUUCCUGAAGCCGACUCACAAUAAGCAAGAUUUCGACUACACCAACGAGUACAGGCUUACAAUACUAGCACUAGGAGAGAAACUGAAUGAUUACUGGAACGAAAUGAAAGUGAAGAAAAAUGCAGAAUAUCCUCUAAAUUUGCCCGUUGAAGACAUACAGAAGCGUCCUGACCAGACGUGGGUGCAGUGCGACUCCUGUCUGAAGUGGCGGAAACUACCAGACGGGAUAGACCAGCUUCCAGAAAAAUGGUAUUGCUCCAAUAACCCUGACCCACAGUUCAGAAAUUGUGAUGUUCCCGAAGAACCUGAGGAUGAGGAUUUGGUACAUCCCACUUACGAAAAAACCUACAAGAAGAAAGACAAGGAAAGGUUCAGGAUCAGACAACUGGAAAGGCUCCCUCAGAUCAACGCCGAAAUGCUGCUGCGGACGCCCCCUUUGUCAAGUCAGAGUUUCCCGGCCGCGAAGGACAGCGUCCCGAGGGGGCACCUCCCGGAAGUGGCCAACGCUUACGUAACGAGACUCGUGAACAACCAUCGGGGUUCACCCCAGUCGGACUCCGAGAGCCCCAGCAUGAAACGGAGGCUUUCUACUCGUUCCUCAAUUUUGAAUGCAAAGCAGCGGAAACUGAAUAAUCAAGGCUUUGAACACUCCGCUUGUAAAGAUGACGACGAAGACGUCAUCAUCUUGGAGGAAAACAGCACCCCCAAGCCCGCAGUAGAUCCUGAUGUCGAGGUGAAGUCUGAGCAGAGCCACAUGGAGCCGGGAGGUGCUCAGGCCGAGCCCGUGGGCGACGUGGAACCUGGUGGCCAGACCAGUUCAACAGGCUCCUUACCAUCCGUGUGUGACCAGGCAACGGCUGUGGCCACCCAGACUGAGGUGCCAGGUGUGGUUGUCAAAAAGGAAGAAACUACUGAGAAUGACAUAAAUACGAGGAGUGAUACGGCUACGCUGUUGUCCUGUGCGGAAGCUGAAGGAAGGACGUACGAAGCCCAGGAAACCUUUGAUACACCUGUGGGUGAUGCUGGGUGCCAGUUAAGUGAACUGAGAAAUGAGGUGCUUCUAGUUACCCAGGAAAAAGAAAAUUAUAAAAGACAGUGUCAAAUGUUUGCUGACGAAAUCAGAAUGUUAAAGCAUAGGAUACUGGAAAUGGUCAACAAAUACGUGAAGAAGGAGACGUGCCAUCAGUCUACCGAAACUGACGCUGUGUACUUACUUGAAAGUAUUAAUGGGAAAUCCGAAAGGCCAGACCACGUGGUGUCCCAGUAUCGGCAAGCUCUGGAAGAAAUAGACAGACUGAAGAAACAGUGCAGCGCUUUGCAGAACGUGAAGCCUGAAUGCAGCCAGUGCUCCAGUAACGAGAGUAAGAGUGAAGUGGACGAGAUGGUGGUGCAGCUGGACGAUGUGUUCCGACAGCUGGACAAGUGCACUGUGGAGAGGGACCAGUAUAAAAGUGAGGUUGAAUUAUUGGAAAUGGAGAAGUCACAGAUUCGUAUACAGUGUGAAGAACUGAAAACCGAGAUUGAACAAUUAAAGUCUGCAAGUCAACAGAAAGGGCCCGAUGUGUUGACCUCAAGUGCUGCUGAGGAGUCUGUGAAGUACGCCGACGGGGAAAGCUUCAAACUGCGGUCUCUCCGAGUUAACGUGGGACAGCUGCUGGCCAUGAUCGUGCCCGACCUCGACCUUCAGCAAGUGAAUUACGACGUGGAUGUCGUUGAUGAGAUUUUAGGGCAAGUUGUCGAGCAGAUGAGUGAGAUCAGUAGUUCUUAAAGUAUAUUUUAUAUGAGAUAAUAAAGUAUUUCCUCUGUUCCCUUGGUUGUACUGCUUUGAAAAUGUAAACAGUUUUAUGUCACAGCUGUGGUAGGUGACAGGCGGAAGAACCACAGCCGUCACUGUACCCUGUGCAUUCAGGUGCGGCCGCAAACUCGUGGGCACGUCAUCACUCCUUCCGAAAUGCCCGCGAGUCGUUGACUUUGAGCGGCUGAAUCGCUAACUCAUGCUCCUGGUAUAAAAUGUAAAUAUUUGUAAUUAAGUCUGCACAUAUUUUUUUAUUGCCCUAGCAGACGUAAGGGUCUUUCACCGAGAGGUUCUCAGGGUGCUCCUGACCUUUGUGCAGUCUUUUUGGUUUCCCAAAGUGUAUUUUUAUCUGGGGGCGGGCUGUGCCGCAGCGGGGACGGGACGGCUGCCUCCGCGUCGUCCCGGGGCAGGUGCACGGGCGCUCCCCCCGUGGAGGGGCACCGCUGAUAAGUCGCGAGGGCGUCGAGCAUUAAUGUUUCUUCACUGUAAAUUCUUAUCUCUGGAAACAUUUUACUCACGAAAAUAAGGUAAGCAGCAACUUCUCCAUCCAUUUUGCUGGGAUAUUGUCUGUGCUGAGACUGCCAAUCAUGAUUCAAGUGUUUUUAUAGGACACAAGAGGGUGUUCAGUAUAAAAAAGUAUCAAGUAUUCUAACUGCCUCACCAUGUUUACGUUGAAGCCCAUUUUUGGCUGCUUAGCAUGGAGUGGGCAUGGUAAUUAAAUAUUUCUUUUAUGAAAUUUCCUGUACAGCCUUUUAUAGGAUUACUACAGGUUAACGUGAGUUGAGGAAGACAGUCUUUCUCAAACAGUACUGCAUACCUUUUAUCAUAUUACAAUCCUAAGUGUUUUAUAUCCUGGAGUUAAGCAGCAAAUUGUCCGAGGAUUAUAGUAUUACAUCCCAUAAAAAUUAAUGCUUUAUUGGUUCCUUGUUUUGUGCAAUUUCAAAGAGAUGGCUUUCUAUUAAAUAUAACUGUGUAUAUGUAAUUAAUUUUCCACCACUAAAAUGCUCAUUAUUUUUUCAAAGUUUUAUCAUUGCUAUUUAUUUUUACUUUUGUUUCUGAACAUUUAGUACAUGUUCUUUUUUGUAUGUAUGCUUACUGACUUGUGCCAUGUAUAAUAUCUAAUUUUUACUGUACAUUUUGUUCUAAAUAAAGCAAAUAAAUGAAGAUUGUUUUAUUUGCUCGAUAAAGUAAUUGAAAGUGUAUUUUUGGUAUGAAGCUGGUUUUCUGUCACAAUUGUAUCUGCCCAAAAUUUAAAAUAUCUUGUAAUAAAAUAAAAAUAUAUAUGAUGGCUAACUCUUCA